Messenger RNA from Nasonia vitripennis (jewel wasp), 536 nucleotides. RefSeq lists its product as uncharacterized. Bases 70 to 402 code for a protein of 110 amino acids. NCBI's taxonomy places the organism in Eukaryota, Metazoa, Arthropoda, Insecta, Hymenoptera, Pteromalidae. The record is from RefSeq and is a predicted model, not a curated record. The transcript has 3 exons.
CAGACCUCUAAAUACGUAUAAAUAGAGAACCGUUUACUGCACGGCUUAUUCACUCAUCAAACACGGGUCAUGAAGUUCUACGCCGUCGUUGCUCUGCUUUUGCUUGUCGCAAUGCAUAACGCCUCUGCAGACUGGAAGAACGACGUCAAACAUACGCACUGGAAGAGUGGGUCCAAUUUGAUCACGACAGUGAUAAAAUCGAAUCUGAGCAAAUCAAUGAUGAAUCCGGGCCUUGCGUCUUGCGUCAACUCGUCGAACUCUCAACUCACGAACUUGCUGCGAACUUUCAACCAGGAACUCGAUCAGGCCAUAGCAUCGGCUGCCAACGAACGUGAUGCUAACCAGCGUUGCGAAAUUGUUAGUCGUCAGUUGUCCGCUAAUGUUAUGAGACUAAGUUGUUAAUUAAAAAGCCUAUAAAGCCUAUAAAGCCUAUAAUAAUAUAUUGUGGCUCGUAUUUUAAUCGUGCAAAAUUUAAAAUUCGAUUUGUUUGAUUCAAUAAUAAUAAAGAAAUAUAUAACAAAUGCUUUUGAAGAAUA